Molecule: messenger RNA, 2025 nt
Organism: Coniophora puteana RWD-64-598 SS2
Lineage: Eukaryota; Fungi; Basidiomycota; Agaricomycetes; Boletales; Coniophoraceae
Exons: 1
Coding region: 1-1779 (592 amino acids)
Molecular function (GO): protein binding
Source: RefSeq, a predicted model, not a curated record
AUGGCUCCAUCAACCUCCGAGUCUCUGCCCCCAGAACUCCUCUCCGCAAUCUUCGCAGAAUGCAUCGCGCAGGCUCACGACCCCACUUGGUCUCCAUGGCAUGAGCACCGCUGUGACCUCUCCUGCAUACGGGACUGGAGCCAGGUCACCCUCGUCUGCCGCUACUGGCGCUCCGUCGCACUCUCAACUCCCUCACUUUGGUGCCGCCUCCCCGGCGCAUGGUUCUACACGAAAACCAUGCUCGCUCGUGCGGACACACUACCCCUCAGCAUCUCUACUCUGCCGCAUCCCAAGUACCUAGAACGCCUAUCAAAACAACGCCGCAGGUGUGAGGUGAUGGGCGGGCUCGAGCCUGAGGAGGAUGCAUAUAUCGACCUCAGCAACGUGGUCACAAUGCAUCUGGGACGCAUCAGGGAGCUCGUUGUGCCAGUGACUGCUGAAACGCUCCCCGACCUCAUGUCCAGAAUCAACAGAGGACUGUCUGCUGAGCCCCGCAUGCUCGAGUCGCUCAGCUUACAUUACCACGACUCUUUGAUUAGGAGUGUGCAUGGGCCCACGGAUGCUGAAGCCGCUCUGCCUAACGCGCCUCAGCUCAAGCGCCUGCACAUUUACAAUGCACCUCCACUUGCGAUAAGCCCUUCGAUGCUGGACGGUAUGCAUAACCUCCGCGAGCUUUCGCUAUCUCGGACAAUGGCGGCCCUCGGCGAUCUGUCGGGACAUCGAAUUUACCUUCCGCGACUCGCCCGUCUCAAUCUCGAAGAUCCUAUAGAUUUGUGUCAGCACUUUAUAGAGGCACUUCACCUUCGUGACCCUCUCGAAUACAUCGGCAUCGAACCUCCUCGAUGGCCAUAUUACGAAUCCCUGUCUAACGGCUUCCCGCCCCUCCGAGACAUCUUCCUGGCACAUCACGUCCUCGGGCAGUCACAGAGCAACAAAUUCAAAAACCCAGACACCCCGCUCGAUCUAUCCGCCUACCACACCGCCCUCGGCAUCAGCACACGCAGAAAAGUCUGGGACUCUGGCACGAGCUCCACCUUCUACUUCGGCGCAACCCCCGCCCCCUACCCAAACGCGCCUCCAUCCGACUCCCCCGGAACGCUCUCCGCCCUCCGCGAGCGCAUCACCACCUCCGACAGCCGGUGCGCCGCGCGCGCUGACCUCAGCCACCCCGGCCUCUUCGCCAGCGCGCACGCCCUCAUGCCCGCGCCGCGCCUCCUCAGCGCCGUCGCACGGCUCUUCCCCGUCGCCGACGUCGUCUCGCUGGACAUCAGCGCGGGGAGACACGACCCGGCCCCGCGCAGCGACGGCGGCGGCGGCAGCGAGGUCGUCUCACCCGCGACGCUACGCACCAUCCUCGCUGCGACACCCCGCGUGCGCUACCUCCGCACAUGCAAAGUCCGGCUCGAAGACAUCGUCGCGGCUUUGCACCCCUAUCCCCGCCCCUCUGAGCCGAGCGGCGACAGCACCAUCACCAUCACCAGCUCCUACACAGCGCUCCUCCCCUCCUUAAAAUCCCUCGCCCUCGACGACAUCGACUUCCUCCGCUUCGGCGCCGCCGAGUACAUCGGCGUGAAAGACAUGCGGGGCCGCCCCCUCCCGCAGAAAGGCCUCACGCUGCUCGCACCGUGCCUCGCGCGCCGCGUCGCGUGCGGCUUCGCGCUCGAGCAGCUGGAGAUCCGGCGGGAGAGCCAUUUGCGGGACGAGGAGCGCGCGGCGCUGGAGGAGUUGCGGGGGGUGGAGGUUAGGGUGGGUAAAGGGCCUGGGCGCGUGCGUAUUUGAAGCGUGCGCAUCUUGAGUGGUAUAGCUGGGUUUGCUAGACAGAAAUUUCGCGCCCACUCGAUAUUUGGCACUGACGUCGAGGCGUGUACCAUGCGACGUCUCGACGGAUUUCCUCCUCUUUUAAAUUAUCACACCAGCUUGAGCGUACUAUUUAGCAGCAUAAAUACUUCGGCUUUGUAUAAUAAGGUACAUCGUGAAUAGGCUAGUAUACAACACAACAUCUGAUCAAAUACAUUCAAUGCGAUA